GAGAGCGACACACCGACGCCGCGCCGAGCAGUCCGUCUCCUGGUCCGCACCACCAUGGCGUCCUUCGCCGCCAAUCGCUUCGCGGUCCGCGGCCGCCUCGUGCACGCGACGGAGACGCCCUGCGUGCUCGAGUACGUUGAGGACGGCCUCGUCGUCCUCGCGGCGACGGACUUCCUCGUGCCGGGCCUCGUCGACUGCCACGUGCACGCGGCGCAGUACGCGUACACGGGCACGGCGACGGACAAGCCGCUCAUGGAGUGGCUCCAGCACUACACCUUCCCCGCCGAGCGGCGCUGCGCCGACGUCGCCUACGCGCGGCGCGUCUACGAGAAGCUCGUGGACCGGCUCCUCGCCAACGGCACGACGUGCAGCGCCAUGUACGCGACGAUCCACGUCCCGGCGACGAAGGUCCUCGUGGACGUGUGCCUCGAGAAGGGCCACCGCUGCGUCGUCGGCAAGGUCUGCAUGGACCGCAACGGCGCCGAGGGCUACGAGGAGACGACGGCGGAUGCGCUCGCGGGCACCGAGGCGGUCAUCGAGUACGUGAAGGCGCGGCAGCCCGGCGCGGCGCCGAGGACGCGCGUCGUCCAGCCCUGCGUCGUGCCGCGCUUCAUCCCGACGUGCACGCUGCCGCUGCUCGCGGGCCUCGGCGCGCUCGCGAAGAAGCACGACUGCUGGGUCCAGAGCCACGCGUCGGAGACGCCCGACGAGAUGGCGUUCGUCGCGAGCCUGCACCCGGGCCGGUCCGACUCGUCGAUCUUCGACGACGCGGGCCUCCUGACGGACAAGUGCGUCAUGGCGCACUGCGUCUACCUCGACGAGAACGAGCUCGGGCUCUUCGCGAAGCGCAAGUGCGGCGUCGCGUGCUGCCCGCUGUCGAACGCGGUCUUCUCGCUGUCCGAGGGCACGAACGCGUUCCCCCUCAAGCGGGCCCACGCGCGGGGCGUGCCCGUGGGCCUGGGCACGGACAUCGCCGGCGGCUACGCGACGUCCAUGCUCAGCGCGUGCCGCCACGCCGUCGUCGCGUCGAAGCACGCGGCGAACGAGCCCGACGUCGACUACCGCGACGCCUUCUGGACGGCGACGCUCGGCGGCGCGCGGGCGCUGGGCCUCGGCGACACGCUCGGCUCCUUCGCCGUCGGCAAGCAGUUCGACGCGUGCAAGAUCCGGUGCGAGGCCGGCGUCUACGACACGUUCCCCGAGUGCAUCCCCGACGGCACGCCCCGGCUCCACAUCGACUUCGAGCAGUUCCUCAACCUCGGCGACGACCGCAACGUCGCCGCCGUCUUCGUCCAGGGCCGUCUCGUCAAGGGCGCGGUCUAGCACUUGGUCUAGCUUGUUUUUAAUACGUCCACUGCCGGC
This is a messenger RNA of Aureococcus anophagefferens, 1362 nucleotides long. RefSeq lists its product as hypothetical. Lineage: Eukaryota; Pelagophyceae; Pelagomonadales; Pelagomonadaceae. The transcript is spliced from 2 exons. Gene Ontology annotation, cellular component: cytosol. Bases 55 to 1323 code for a protein of 422 amino acids. Gene Ontology annotation, molecular function: guanine deaminase activity; zinc ion binding. Gene Ontology annotation, biological process: guanine metabolic process. The record is from RefSeq and is a predicted model, not a curated record.